Messenger RNA from Thecamonas trahens ATCC 50062, 2524 nucleotides. RefSeq lists its product as uncharacterized. Bases 1 to 2514 code for a protein of 837 amino acids. Lineage: Eukaryota; Apusomonadida; Apusomonadidae. The record is from RefSeq and is a predicted model, not a curated record. The transcript has a single exon.
AUGGGUGCGCAAAUAGCCGACGCUCAGCUAGGUGCGCUAGUGGCCACCAUGGCACCGCUCUCCCUCUCAGGACUCAACCCGUUCCUCCACCCGUCUGCAGCGCCUCCCUUUGCGGCUGCCCUCGCUGGCGUCUCGGCCGACCUUCCGCCCAUCGAGGCCGUGUCGGGUGGUGCAUCAUCUCGUCUCUCGCCACAUCUGGUGCCGGCAGCAGAGGCACUCGCGCCGCUUGUUCGGGACUCGCUCCUCACUCCGCAUCCGUCCGCAGUUCAUCUCCGCGCAUCGGCGGUUCAGCUACUGGCCUGGAUCGCAGCCGCAGGCGCGCGCCCGCGUGCUGUGGCGGCUGCCGGCCUCAACACUCCACUUUAUCUCACCCUGCUGAGUAUGGUGGGCGCCGCAGAUGAGCCGCUGCCGGACGCAGAGUUAGCCCUGGUCGCUGCCCUGCUUGAUGCGCCAUUGGACGCUGCUGAGCGCGAUGCGCUAGCCGCGGUGGCGGCUGCCGACGCAGGUGCACUCGCCGCCCGCAUCCUACUCUCUGUCGAGAGCGGCAACGCGACUGAAAGCAUUACCACGGCGACUGCGCUUAUUGCUGCGGCUGGGCUCUCCAACUGCGGCGGAGUGCUGGGUGAUGCCAUCGGCUCGUUGAAUCUACCGCAGGUCACCCUCGCCAGCGCACUGGCGCAUCCGUCGCCGCGGGUUGCCGCGUCGGCGCUCUAUCUUGUCCUCUCCCAUUGCCUCGAGAGCCCGCUGGGGGCCUCGUUACUGGCCUCGCCCGAGGAUCUGGCGGCUGCGCUUGCGCUUGCGCUCGAGCUCGCAAGCCGCGCCCAUCUGGUUGUGCCUGGUGUGACAUCGCUGGUGGCCAAGGCGCCUGACAUUGUUGCCGCCGCGGUUGACUCGCACGACUUUCGCGCCCGUCUCUGUGCUCUCGUCACUGACCUCGUCAAUGUCCCCAGCAGUGCCGCACUGCUUGUUGUCCUUGCUGGGCCGGCUGAAGCGGCGGUGGUCCAGGUUCUUGGUGAGGUCGACACAUCGGCGGCUCUCGAGCGGGCGCUGGCUGCGGCGACCACACCGGUCGACGCGUUGCCGCUGCUGGACUUGUGCGCGCUUGCGCUCGGCUCGCACUGUGCGACCGGGACCAAGAUCCUCGGUUCAGUCCUCAGCAUGCCGGCCAGGCUUCGUGCAUCGCACGACGCGGUGUGCCGAUCAGUCUCUGCGCUCGCGCUCGCUGCGCUCCGUGAUCCGAUUCUAGCCACGCUUGUCGAGCCCCCAGUCGCCGACCUAGUCACGGCGGUUGAGGCUGCGCUCUCAGCCCGAGCCCCGACCGCUGCCGUGGCCAUACUCCAGGUACUCGAUGUAUUGGCGGGGGACUGUGGAGACGCAUCUGCGGCAGCAGCGCUGGCGACGCUGACCUCGACCUCGUCGACGGAGCUCAUUCGCGCACUGCUAGUCACUGCCACCGCGUCGCCGACUGUGGAGCUCGGCGCGUUCGCGCUCUCGCUCAGCGUCUCGCUCCUCACUGCACCGUCGUCAGCGCAGCUCCAAGCCGCUGGCUUUGCAUCGGUGGCGCGCGCGGCGCACACUGCAAACCGGUCGGAAAAGACGGCGCGCCUUGCCGCAAAGGCCGAAGCCCAGGCUGUCGGACGGGUGCGGAUCCAGCUUGAUGCGCUCCGUGCUGCCGUCUGCCUCGCAAGCUCCGGUCACGGCACCGGCGUGGUCAUCCCAGACUCGCGAACUGUUGCCGAGUCGAGCGCUGAGCUGCGAGCGAUGUACGAUGAGCUUGUGGGCGCGCGCGAACACGCGCUCUCGCAGGUUAUGGGCAUUGCCGAGGCCGAGACCAACACGCUGGCAUCGGAGCUGGCGGCAACCAAGACUUUCCUCGGUGAGCUUGCCGCCGCCGAGGAGGCCGCGCGCAACGACGCCACGGCCGCGGCACACCGUGCCGCAUCGCUUGAGGCCGAAAUCAAAGCCAUGACCGAAAACCACGACACGGCGCUGGCCUCGCUCAACGAACUUUCGUUGCGGAUGGACAAUGCCGCCGCACUCCGUGCCCACGUCGGCGAGAUUACCCGCCAGCUGGCGCAGGCACGGUGUGACGCCGAUGAGGCCCGUGCCGCGAUCGAGCACCACAAGGACGCCGCCCGCGACGCGGUUGUCCGCAUGGCCAAGACCCGCAAGCUCUACGACGAGCUCACGGUCAUGCACGCCGAGCUCUCGGCCUCGGCCGAAGCCGCCAUCACUGCCGCCGAGACCGAGCGUGGCCAUCGCACCGAUGCCGAGCAUCAAGUCACGCUUCUCACUGCCGAGAUCGAGGCGCGGACGAGCCAGCUUGCCAACGUCCGCGGCGAGCUCGCUGCCGCUCGUGACGAGCUCGUUGCCCGUGGCGAAGAGCUCAACGGAUGGCGGCACCGCUACGACACGCUCCGUGCCGAUCACGACGUUCUCCGCAGCCUCGUCGACUCGGUCGCAGCACUCACCGCCCCGUCAUCGCCCGACGACGAGUCACGUCGCCGCAAAUAAAAGAUCGCCC